AUGUUCCAUAAAUUUAUGAUUGCUGGCGAUCGUCCGGAUCUCGUUGAUUCAUUGGAUCUUGCGGUUGCUGCCGAGUCCGACGAUUUCGAGUCCGUUCUUGCAGUCGAUUUUGAAUCCGUUUGUGCAGUCGACUUCGAGUCCGUUUUUGGAGUCGAUUUUGGGGCCGAUUUUGGAGUCGAUUUUGAGUCUGAUUUUGCAGCCGAUUUUGAGUCCGUUUUCGCGGUCGAUUUUGAAUCCGUUUUUGUAGUCGUUUCUGAAUCCGUUUUUGCGGUCGAUUUUGAGUCAGCUUUUGCGACCGAUUUUGAUGCCGGUUCCGUAGUCUACGAGAACAAACUCAGUUAG
Gongylonema pulchrum is the source of this 342-nucleotide messenger RNA. The record is from the annotation of a GenBank genome assembly. Lineage: Eukaryota; Metazoa; Nematoda; Chromadorea; Rhabditida; Gongylonematidae.